UUCCAGCGCUGCCUGUCGCGUAUCGGAUUACUUGCUAUUUCGUCCUCACACCUGUCACUGCUCCCGACAGAAAUUAUUGAGCUAUGAGCGCUAGUGUAAUUAAGAAGUCACCGGACAAUAGGCUCAGGAACAAAAGAGAACGAUGGAUGAAAUCAUGCUCCCUCAUUCUGGGAGUGACGAAAGAUAAAAUGAGAUCUCAUUGGGGUGAGUUCUGCAGUGUGACUCCUAUCCAUGGUGUGAGGUACCUAAGUGAACCGAAGCGGCCUCUGGUAGAGAAGAUAUGGUGGCUAUUUGUUGUACUCCUCAGUAUGGCGUUCGCUGGCAUAAAUGCGUGGCAGCAAUAUAAGAAACUGAUCAACAGCCCUAUCACAGAAAUUCCCGAAGGAAACUGCGGAAAUCUUUCCAUGAUACCGUUUCCAGCCGUUACCAUUUGUGACAACAGGAAGUCCUAUUUCCUUGCACAAGUACCUGGUGAAGACGAUUCGACAAGGCCUUUCAGAGAGGCCAAGCUGUUGAUCUGUGGUGAUCCUCAUCCACUCUCUGAAGAAACAGACAUGGAGAAAUUGCUAGAGAUGUCCCCUCCAUUGGACCAAAGUUGUGAUUUAUGCAAUGCUUUUUCGAAGAAAACCUGGACCAAUUGCACGGCUAUGUUCAAGCGUAUAGUAACCGAUGUCGGGGUAUGUCAGACCUUCAACAUGUUUUCACCAUCCGAAAUCUUUACCGAAGGCACUGAAAUCGAAUACGAGGAACAUAACAAGAGUUCAGAUUGGAUGCCCGAAGAAAGCGCCUACACCGAAAAGACGCUUCCAGUGAACAAGAAUGGACAGGGUUUCUCUUCGCCCUACCCCCGAAGAGCGGAGAAUCAACUCACCGUGACUCUCUUCAACCAACUCCCGUCCGGAGCUUUCGAGGCACUCUUCUGCGAUAGCUCUGAUCCCCUGGGAUUCAAGAUAAUUCUCCAUAGCCCGCAUGAAGUUCCAAUGGUCGGUCAUAGAAGGGACAUUCGGAGCCUAACAGAAUUCAACGAAACCAGCAUAGGACAGUACUUUUUAUUGCCGAUGGAACGUAAGCUUGAACUGGUCGUGGAGCCGAAGCUGGUCAAAGCUGACGAAGAACUGAGGCAGUUUCCGGCCGAGCACCGGGGCUGCUACUUCCCAGAAGAAAGAGAGCUUUUCUUCUUCCGGCACUAUUCGUACUCCAACUGCCAGCUAGAGUGCGUCGCCAACCUGACCCUCAGCGAGUGCCUCUGUGCCGACUACUACAUGCCCAGAGUAAAAGAGACGAAGCUGUGCGACAGAUCUCACCUAGGAUGCAUCUUGUCAGUCUUAGACGACUGGAAAAGGCGAGGAGGAAAGAAUUGUAACUGUUUGAACUCGUGCAGCCAAAUCGAGUACCAUGCCAAAGCUUGGUACAGCUACUCUCCAGAUAAAGGUGAAAUGGUGUGGAACGACAGCAGCCUAUCAGUAGUGAUGAGAGACAAGCUUUUCUUCAUGACGGAGAGGAAGCCCAUCUACACCAAAGUGGACUUCUAUUCUGACUGCGGAGGUCUCCUGGGCCUGUUUUGUGGACUGAGCUUCCUCAGCAUGAUGGAGAUGGUGUAUCAUGGUUCCCUGAGGGUUCUUUUCACCUUCUGCUAUAACUGGAGACGCAGGAGCCAUGAUUAGUUCUACUUUCAAUUUAAUAUCUACUGACAAUUAUUGAUGUACAUCACAAUCUUUUAUAUGUGUAGAAAUUAUAAUAAACAAUAAAUAAAUCAUCAGCAGGAGAACUUCCUCUCUUAGGUGGUAUUUUCCCUUAUUUCUGUUUGGUAAAAUGAUGAAAAGC
This is a messenger RNA of Nezara viridula (southern green stink bug), 1824 nucleotides long. Lineage: Eukaryota; Metazoa; Arthropoda; Insecta; Hemiptera; Pentatomidae. The record is from the annotation of a GenBank genome assembly.